Messenger RNA from Ictalurus punctatus (channel catfish), 2399 nucleotides. RefSeq lists its product as uncharacterized. The transcript is spliced from 2 exons. The record is from RefSeq and is a predicted model, not a curated record. NCBI's taxonomy places the organism in Eukaryota, Metazoa, Chordata, Actinopteri, Siluriformes, Ictaluridae. Bases 422 to 1582 code for a protein of 386 amino acids.
GAAAAUACAGAAGGAGAGGGAACGCGGGGUUUUUCCCAUUUAUGCACAUUCUAUUUUAAAAGCACUAAAAUACACCGAGUACACAAAUGAUGCCCUGUCUGUGUUUUUUUUUUCCUUUUUUUUUUCUUCUUGAAAACUAUUUGCGCCCCCUUCCUAUCUCUCCACGCCCCCCUGUUUGAGAACAACUGGGAAUCUACACACGGUAGUCCCACGCUGUCAUAAUAAGAGUUUUAAAAACAGUGCCUUGCAUCAUUCUUCACCCACUUGUUAAUGUUAUAUGUCAAGAACCUUCUCAAAAUAACUCUCAGGCGAAUCCCCUGUUUACCCAGCAACUGACUUGAUGGACAGCGUCUUCUAGGCAGAGUUGAGAAAGAACAUUUGCCUCCCUUAACGGAAAAAGACCUCUUUCCCGACAUCCAAUAUGAGUGGUGUGGCAGAACGGAUUUUGGAAAAUAAGGACAAGAUUGAAAAGGGAGUGGAGAUCCUAGGUAAAGGCUGUGAGUUCCUGGCAGUCACUGUAGGCCAGUUCAAUCCCAUCCUGGAGGCAGUUUUUAGGGUCUCAGCUGAGAUCCUUUGCAACCCAGAGGGCAAGGAGGCGAAGUAUCUUGCUGAUCAGUUUGAAAGUGUCAACCAGAAGUUGGAAAACAUUGAAAAAACACAGCUGGCACUGCAGCGAUCAUUGUUGAACAUGGAGAACUUUAAGUUCUACACACAGAUAAUCAACCAGUAUGAAAUGUUUAAAUAUAUAUUUACAGCCAAACCCCAGUAUAAAAGGUUGAAGAUAAACGAGUUCCUCAUCUACUUUGAGGUAUAUGAUGGAGAAAAGAACCUUGAUUGCUUGUACGAUGCCUUCACUAGAGAGAACUCUUCUGGAGAUCCAAUGCUGACCACUAUACUGGCCACCGAGCAGCGGAGCAGGAGGGCAGUGGAGGAAUUCUGUGCUUCGAUGAAGAAGGUGUUUGUGGUUGGGAUCAUGGCAUUGAUGGGCUACGCUGCGCUAAAGGAAGGCACUGUUGAAGAGGAUAUGGUGAAGAAAUGGCAAGACCGUAUGGAGGAGGUGGAGAAGCGCAUGAAGGCAGCAGUAGAUGAAUGUGUGGACAACUUUCCUGCACAAGCCAAGAUUGAUAUAAAUCAGAAGCUUACAGAGAGGCAGAGCAGUGUCGACCCUGAGUUUACUAAAUUCAUACUGGAUGCCCUUGUCAAGAAGUAUGACUGGGUGUCCUGGUCAGUUAGGGUGUUUGAAGAUGAUGACAGCAAACUUGGGAAGUUUCUGUUUGGCAAGAGGCACCAUGUAAAUGGAGGUGACAAUUAUUUUGAGCUUUUGUGCAGUAAUAAAAUAAUGAUUGUGGUGUCUUUCACUGAGGACCCUAAACCGCUCAACAAGAGUCAGAUAAAUGAUCAAAUAGAGGAAAAGAAACGUGAUAUGAAAUCUAUGGCUGAGUCUCUAUGUAGGAGUUUUCCUAACUGCCAUGUGCAUGCUGUCAGUCACGCUAACAGAGUGGAGGAAGCCAAUAAUUUCAACCCUGAGCACUUUUAUUAUAUACAUCACAAAAAAGCUUACAUUUGUAUCCACUCAGAAUAAUGGAAUUUAGAUCAAACUAAAUCUAUUAAUGCCAAUCAGAGUCUACACUAUCUGCUCUAUUUGGAUUCUCCAGGCUCCUAUUAAUUAACAGAUUCUACAUUUAGACAAAAAUUUAUGCUUGUUGUUGUUGUUGUUGUUGUUGUUGUAGCACUUAAUCAUGGAAACAAGACAGAUUUAGACUGAGGGUCAAAGCACUAUGGCUUGACAGGAACACAUUAGGCUCUAAAGAAAGAAAUAUGAACAGAAAAGAAGUUUAAUUUUGUUUUAAUGUCCAUACCUUAUAUAAACCCUUACAUAUGUAAAUAAACCCAAAGUUUAUUAAACCUAUUCCCAGCUUAUGACCUUUUUUUUUUUCUGAUACACCUAAUGUAAACACUGGUUACAUUCCCAGCAUUUUUAUUUUAUAUUGUUAUAUCUUUUUGCAUUACCCGUUACUAUUGUCCUGUUUCAGUAAUUAUUGUACUACCUUGUGCUGUUUGCACAUGCACUUUAUACAGUCCUGUGUAGGUCUUAUUUAGUUCUGUGUAAUCUCAUGUAUUUUGGUGUUGUGUUAUGUAGCAUCAUGACCCUGAAGGAAUGUUGUUUCAUUUCACUGUGUACUCUACCAUCUGUAUAUGGUUCAAAUGACAAUAAAGCCAGAAUACAGACUUUCCCUUCUAAACUCAGUGCAUGAACUUGUCAAUCUAUUAGAGCUUACUGUUAAAUACAGGCUUUUAAGCUAUUAUUAGAUUUUACCAUUACAUCAUUGAGCAUUAGUAAUUAAUACAUAAGUAAUGCAUAUAAAAUGAUUAAUAAAUGAUACUAUUGAAAUAUCUAA